This is a messenger RNA of Hyaloperonospora brassicae, 1833 nucleotides long. The record is from the annotation of a GenBank genome assembly. Lineage: Eukaryota; Oomycota; Peronosporomycetes; Peronosporales; Peronosporaceae.
AUGCCUCGCCCGGCAAGUGCCGUAUGGGUUCACUUCAGCAAGGAACUGCCGACCAAGCGCGCCACCUGCAACUACUGCGGCCGCAACAUGUGCGGCCUCGUCCUCCGCAUGCGCACGCACUUGGCGCGCAAGUGCCCGAGCUGUCCCGAGCCCAUACAAACGGCCAUGCGGGUCGACAGCCGUCGCUUGUCAUCUCCGUCCGCACCCGUCGCCAAGAGACCACGCGCCUCCAGCGACCAUCACUCCCCUAUACAGUCACCAAGAUACGCCCCAGGUCCAAAUCCAGCAGCAGCAGCACCAGCGACGGCAAAGGCCGUGCUCGACGACGCCACGGACCUGGACGGCUGCGUCGCCCGAGCGCUCUUUGAAGCGGGAGCGCCCGUGACGACAGUCGAGCACGCGAGCUUUGUCCAGCUGUGCAAGCGCCUCAAGCCGACGUACACUGUGCCCAGCGCGCUGACCCUCUCGACAGCAGUGCUCGAUCGCGAGUACGCACUUGUGCAGGCGCACGUACGCGCGCACGUCGCAGACGCAGUGGCACUUGGACUCGAGUCGUCGUGGCCGGCGGCGCCCACGCACUUGUUCGUGAGCUGCUGGAAACUCGGGACGCCAACUGCAGUGGACGUCCGUGGCGUAGCAAAGGAGAGCAGCACGGGGACACAGCACGGAGCGCUGACGUGCAACGGGCGCGUGGACGUGAUGGAGAGCCUCUUGACGCACGCAACGACGACGCGGCUGUCCGUUGUUGUCACGGAUACGACCGACAGCAUGCUCCAGGCGGCACGGGAUCUACAGCAGAAGCAUCCGGCCGUCACGUUCUUGCCGAGCUGCUCAUACACUAUGGCUGCCAUGAUGACGGAGAUCGUGGCGCUACCUGCUGUGGCCAGCACGCUUGCCACGUGCAACGACCUCGCGCGCUUCUUUGCACAGGACAGCCUCGCACGCCAUGCGAUUGCGCGUGUGUUGGCGUCGAACCAGACCCGCGGCAUGACUGCACCAUGGGGUGACGAUCCAUCUGACGCAAGCCCGAGUGCACAACUUGAGUGCCUGUUUGCCACUGAACGCAAUCGCUAUGCAAUGGACAUUUUAGUCGCCGAUGCAAAGGACCCGCUGUGUAACAUGCAUGCGCCGGUCAAGGAGCGCGUCACGAGCCUCGGUUUCUGGAAACAAGUGUCGACGCUUACUGGUCUCUUUGAGCCCUUUCUCGACAUCUUGAAAACGUUCGAGUCGACUCCUCCACUCCUGUCGACAUUCUACCACGAAUUUACGCAGCUGUGGACACACGUACUUGUCGAUCAGUAUGGAAGUCUCGCGACAAAGGUUCGGCGACUGAUGUCCGAGUACUGGCAAAAACUGCAGCACCCCGCGAUGUAUACAGCUUACCUUCUCGAUCCGCGGUACCCGCCAUCCAGUCUUUCAGGAGAAGCCACGAGUGAGGCGCUUGCAUACAUCAAGCGAGCAGCCAAAGCGGAGGUCUACAAAACAAUCGUGGACGAGUUGACUCGCUUUACAGCGCGGAUUGGCCUGUUUGCCGAUGAUGCUAUCUGGGAAUCCGCCCAGCAAUGCAGUCCACUGCACUGGUGGAAAGGCUUCAUCGGGGGAUCCUGUCCGAAUCUGCAAUCGGUAGCGCUGCGCACACUGGGCUAUCCUACAACGUCUGGUCUUUUCGGUGCAAAGCGCAGGACGUUUGAGCAGAUCCUGACCAUGAACGCGAAGCACAUGGACGAGGGGCAGGCAAUCAAGACAGCAGUCAUGCACGCGAACUCGAAUCUAGUGUCGCAAGCCGAAGACGGCACACCCGACGCGACUCGCAAAGACAAAAAGGUGCCCUAG